Messenger RNA from Ictidomys tridecemlineatus (thirteen-lined ground squirrel), 3068 nucleotides. Lineage: Eukaryota; Metazoa; Chordata; Mammalia; Rodentia; Sciuridae. The record is from RefSeq and is a predicted model, not a curated record.
UGUUGCUGUGCUGACUUCAUAUAUGGCUUUCUAAUAAUAGUACACAUCUGUUCAGAGCUGUGGGAAUGACAGGGUAGUCACCCCUUGUUUGUUUCUGUUUGCAGCAACAGUAUCAAAGUGCUCUGUUUUGGGCAGACAAAGUUGCUUCACUUUCUCAUGAGGAUCCCCAGGAUGUUUAUUGGUUGGCUCAGUGUCUUUAUCUGACAGCACAAUAUCAUAGAGCAGCCCAUGCACUUCGGUCACGAAAACUGGACAAAUUGUAUGAAGCAUGUCGUUACCUUGCAGCUAGAUGCCAUUAUGCUGCAAAAGAGCACCAGCAAGCUCUUGAUAUUCUUGAUAUGGAGGAACCAAUCAACAAAAGACUAUUUGAAAAAUACCUGAAGGAUGAAAGUGGCUUGAAAGACCCCUCCAGUGACUGGGAAAUGUCACAGUCCUCGAUAAAGAGUUCUAUUUGUCUUCUACGAGGGAAAAUCUACGAUGCUCUAGAUAACCGAACUCUAGCUACCUACAGUUACAAAGAAGCUUUGAAGCUUGAUGUGUACUGUUUUGAAGCCUUUGAUCUUUUAACAUCACACCACAUGCUGACAGCACAAGAAGAAAAAGAACUACUUGAGUCACUACCUCUUAGCAAGCUCUGUACAGAAGAACAGGAAUUGCUGCGUUUUCUGUUUGAAAACAAAUUAAAAAAGUAUAAUAAGCCCAGUGAAACUGUCAUCCCUGAGUCGGUUAAUGGAUUACAAGAGAAUCUAGAUGUGGUAGUGUCUUUAGCUGAGAGACAUUAUUAUAACUGUGAUUUUAAGAUGUGCUACAAACUUACUUCUGCAGUAAUGGAAAAAGAUCCUUUCCAUGCAAACUGUUUACCUGUACAUAUAGGAACUCUUGUGGAGCUGAAUAAAGCAAACGAACUUUUCUACCUUUCUCACAAACUGGUGGAUUUAUAUCCUAGUAAUCCUGUUUCUUGGUUUGCAGUGGGAUGUUAUUAUCUCAUGGUGGGUCAUAAAAAUGAACAUGCCAGAAGAUACCUCAGUAAAGCCACAACUCUGGAGAAGACGUAUGGGCCUGCAUGGAUAGCCUAUGGGCAUUCGUUUGCAGUGGAAAGUGAGCAUGACCAAGCAAUGGCUGCUUACUUUACAGCAGCACAGCUGAUGAAAGGGUGUCAUUUGCCAAUGCUGUAUAUUGGACUUGAAUAUGGACUGACCAACAACUCCAAACUGGCUGAAAGAUUCUUUGGCCAGGCUCUCAGCAUUGCACCAGAAGAUCCUUUUGUCAUCCACGAGGUUGGGGUAGUUGCAUUUCAGAAUGGAGAAUGGAAAACAGCAGAAAAAUGGUUUCUGGAUGCUUUGGAAAAAAUUAAAGCAAUUGGGAAUGAGGUGACAGUUGACAAAUGGGAACCUUUGUUGAACAACUUGGGGCAUGUCUGCAGGAAACUUAAAAAAUACGCAGAGGCAUUGGAUUACCAUCGGCAGGCAUUGGUGCUAAUUCCCCAGAAUGCAUCUACCUACUCUGCCAUAGGCUAUAUCCAUAGUCUGAUGGGCAACUUUGAAAAUGCUGUGGACUAUUUCCACACAGCCCUUGGUCUUAGGCGAGAUGACACGUUUUCUGUUACAAUGCUUGGUCAUUGCAUCGAAAUGUACAUUGGUGAUUCUGAAGCUUACAUCGGAGCAGACAUUAAAGACAAAUUAAAAUGUUAUGACUUUGAUGUGCAUACAAUGAAGACACUAAAAAACAUUAUUUCACCUCCGUGGGAUUUCAGGGAAUUUGAAGUAGAAAAACAGACUGCAGAGGAAUCGGGGCUUGCACCACUGGAAAACUCCAGGAAAACUCCAGAUUCCAGACCCUCCUUGGAAGAAACCUUUGAAAUUGAAAUGAAUGAGAGUGACAUGAUGUUAGAGACAUCCAUGUCAGACCACAGCACAUGACUGCAAACAGUGGUCCCUGGUGUAGGUCAGUAUUCCCUUGUGUCCUUGCCAUGUCUUAAGAACUUUCCACUUGCUAACAUGAACCCAAACUACAUCUCUAUAUUUAGGAUCAGAGGCCUGCCUUAAGAGACUGGAUAGCACACCUUUGCAACAGAUCUUUUUUGAUUCUCUGAACCUAUAAAAUAGUUACAUGUAGUGGAAUAAAGAAGAUAAACAUCCAUUAUGUCUCUUAUUGGAUAAACUUCUGUUUUGGUCUAACUUUCUCUUUAUGGAAAAGUUGGCAUCAUGGUAGAGAGCUUCUGUUGGUCCCUUCCCCUUGUCCCAUGUCAACAUCCUAAUAACAUUUGUUGUGGCUCAGAUAUCAGUGGUGUGGCCCUGUUAACAGCUCCCCAGAUACAUGCUGCUUUCACUUAUUGUGUCCCCUUUGCACUCUGGUCUGGGGUUGACUCAGUUUGGAGGAGCGCUCCUCAGGUGGUUUUUGGGACCUCCCUUGAUUUGAGAUUGUUGGCUGUACUUCUUGUGAUUGGAUGAGGAUUAUGAAUUGGGUAAAACUCAAUACAGAUGAAGUCUAUUCCUCUUCACAUUUGACACAAACCUUGGUCACAGUGGUGUCUGCCAUGUUCUGACCUGUUAAUUUCCUUUUUCCUUUAUGUGCUUUGUGGGGCAGAAGGGCUGAGCUUCAUUUCUUGUAGGGGCAAUAUCCAUCCAUACACAUUUCUUCUUGAAGAUCUGCCUCUUCUUUCCUAUUUAUUUACUAAUUCAACCAUUUAUAUUGACUCAUGGGUACUUAUUUCAUAUUUAGAAUUAUAAACCUACACAGUAUCACUUAUUUUGUGGCUUAAAUUGUUUUAGCUUUAGCCAUUGGGUGCUCUUUCAGCUUGAUUUCUGUGACAUGCUCCCAUCCAUUUGUUUUCUGGGUUUUUUUUUUUUUUCUAGUAUUAGAUAUAACAUAAACUAUGUACUGUACUUAAUAAUAGUGUGUCAAUAUUGGUUUAUAAUUGUAACAUUACACCAGUACAAGAUGUUAACAAUAGUGAACGCUGUAUAGGCAGAGGGAGAGAGAAGCAGUAUAUGGUCAGUGCUUUUUGUUUAGUUUUUCUGUAUACCUGAAACUGCUCUAAUAAAUAAAGUCUCUUAUUGGAAACAUAC